This is a messenger RNA of Ceutorhynchus assimilis (cabbage seed weevil), 4941 nucleotides long. Lineage: Eukaryota; Metazoa; Arthropoda; Insecta; Coleoptera; Curculionidae. The record is from the annotation of a GenBank genome assembly.
AUUGACGGCUACCGCAUAGGCCUCUUCUCUGGAUUUGAAUUUUUCGAAAAUGAGAUUCAAAUUUUCUAUUUUUUUAUUGUGCUGUCUUUGUGCGGACGUUAGGAGUAUCCCAAAGGAACUUUUGUAUCAAUUUGACGUUAGUACUGCCAAAUUAUUACCAGCCGAAGACGAUGUUUCGACCGACGAGAUUCAAUUGCAAGUUCCUAUUGCAUUUUACGGAUCUACCUAUAAAAGUAUUUAUGUAAAUUCCAACGGUUUCCUCUCCUUCCAAACCGAAAUUCCCCAUUUCAUCAACAUAGAAUUUCCCCUAGACUACCCCAUUAUAGCGCCGUUUUAUUCAAACGUUGAUACAAGAGAAGUUGGAACCAUUUCCUACCAUGAAACUCAAGACCCGUCCAUGCUGGAACGAGCAACUGAAAAUGUGCACGAAAAUUUCAUCGAUUCCGCCGAAUUCCAGGCUACAAGUUUAUUCAUUGUCACUUGGCACGACGUUGGAUAUUUCGAUAGAAAAGCGGACAAAGUGAAUACCUUCCAAGUAGUUUUGAUAACCGACGGACAAGAGAGCUACGCUGAACUUUUGUAUCCAGAAAAUGGUAUUCAAUGGAUUCAGGGCACAGGCGAUCAGUCUGGUCUUCCAGACGCACGUGCUCAAGUCGGGUUUCUUUCAACUGAUGGCAAAAUGCACACGUUGCCUGGAAGUGCUACUGAACAAAUACGACAAUUGGAUAAAUGGUCCAACAUGAAUCUGGUUGGCCAAUUCAUCUUUAAAAUAAGUGAAAAUUCUAUCAUCCAACCUGACUCGGCAAGAAGAGCUCCAAAUCCAGCCUAUCCAUUAACCUGCGCUGAGGUGCCGACAGCUUGCCACAGCCAAGCAGACUGUAUCGAUUAUCAAGAAGGAUUUUGCUGCAGAUGUAAGAACACUUUUAUUGGAAAUGGUAAAUAUUGCAUUAAAGAGGGAGUACCUUUGAGAGCCAACGGAAAAGUGAAUGGAAAAUUGAACGGCGAAAGAUUGGAAAAUUUGGACUUGCAGUCUUACAUUGUAACUGCUGAUGGUAGGGCUUACACCGCCAUUUCCAAAGUACCGGAAUCUAUUGGUGCUGACAUUCAGACUUUGCAAGUUUUGGGUAGCGUUAUUGGGUACUUGUUCGCUAAACCUGUUAGAGGUGCCAUUAACGGAUUUGAAAAAACUGGUGGUCUUCUCAAUCAUACUUCAACAAUAACUUUCCUAAACUCCAGCCAAGUUGUUCACGUCAAUCAAAAGUUUUUGGGCUUGGACGUUUACGAUUAUUUAAAAGUAGAAAUCGAUAUUCAAGGCGAAAUUCCCACUCUACCUCCAAACGCCCAAAUUAUUAUAGACGAAUAUCAAGAACAAUAUACUCAAACGUCCAAAGGCCUCAUACAAAUGUCAGCUGAUAGAGCUUACAUUUACACUAGCCAAGAUGCACAAGAAAUCACCAAUGUAUUUAGAAUAGAGCAAACAUUGGAAUUUGGCUCUUGUGCUUACAUAAAUGAUACUGUAGGCGAAAGCUGGACUUUGAAAGUAGGCCGAAACUUUAUUAGCUAUGAAAGUAGAGAACAAAUCAUCAGGUUUGGAUUAAGCAAUAAAAUUACACCAAUUGGAGAUUAUGAUCCGUGCAUCGAAGGUAGACAAAGUUGUGGUCCCAAUAGUGCUUGCGUUGUAGACGGUAACUCGUUUCAAUGCGUCUGCAAUCCAGGCUAUCAAAGAAUCUUCUCAGGCAAUGAUCCAACUUGUGUAGAUGAAAACGAGUGCCAAAGCAACCAUGAAUGUGACCCAAAUGCACAAUGCUUCAACACCAUUGGUAGCUACCAAUGUAGCUGCAACCCGGGCUUUGAUGGUGACGGUAAACGGUGCAUUCCGGCAAAUUCCUGCAUCAAUAUAACCUGUACAGAAAAUGCUGAGUGCGUUCAGAACGGUGCUCAAGCAGCUUGCAGGUGCUUAGCCGGAUUUAGGGGCGACGGUUACAUUUGCCAAGCGAUCCAAAGCCAGGGAUGUGACGUAAGCAAUAAUUGUUCGCCUUAUGGCAUUUGCAGCAUCGAUCCAAGAACUGGUCAGUUCGGCUGCUCGUGCCAUCCAGGUUUUGUUGGGGAUGGUUACUAUUGCGUUCAGGAUGAAUCCACUACUGUGACUGAACCAAUCGAAACAGCAACUGUAUUGAACAAUGAAUGGGUGGAACCAAAGUGCCAAGAAGAUGGAACCUGUUUGUGUCCCGAAGGUUAUGAAUUUGGAACUGGAACCAGAUACUGUAGACAAAAAACUGCUCCAACGCCAGCACAACCCGAUGACUGCAGAACGUUGAACAACUGCGACUACAAUGCACGUUGCCUAUUCAACGAAAUCCUACAAGGCUAUCUUUGCCUGUGCAAUGAAGGAUUUGACGGCGACGGAUUUACUUGCCAUCAAGAACCGCCAUCGUGCGCGGAAGUGGACAACUGCGAUCGGCACGCAACUUGCACUUACAUCGAAUCUGAUGGGAAAUCUAAGUGUUUAUGUAAUCCAGAGUUUGAAGGCGAUGGUUACAGCUGUGCGCCAAUAGCUUCAUGCAAUUCUGACAGCGAUUGCACCCAUACUGAAGAUUGUUUAUAUCAAAAUGGUAGAUACGAAUGUGUUUGCAAGGAUAGACACGUAAGAGAUUCGCAGCAUAUUUGCGUACCAAUAGGUGGUACUUGUGGGGGCGGCACUUGCGUAGAAAACGCUGAAUGCGUUUUCGACGAAGACUAUCAAACUAAUUAUUGCACCUGUAAGCCUGGAUUCAUAGGAGAUGGUAUAACUGAGUGUAGAGACAAACCUGUAGGCUGCGAUACGCUCAACAAUUGCGCAUUGCACGCUACGUGUCAAUACAGCGAAGAAGAAUUCACUUACGUUUGUAGAUGUAAUCCAGGGUUCUAUGGAGACGGUCACGCGUGUGAAGUUGAAAUAAAUUGCCUCGUGGAUCGUUCCAUGUGCGAUUCGAAUGCUCAAUGUGUAACAGAUUCUUCUAGAAAAUACAUGUGUCAAUGCAACCAAGGUUUCGUUGGAAAUGGUUCAGUCUGCAAAGAAAUCGCAAGAAGUGAAGGCAACUUUUUGUUGCUCAAUCAAGGUUGGGCUACUCACAAAAUUCCCAUGGAAGCCAACAAGAGGAAUCCAGGAAGGCCGAUCCAAAUAAAAACGUAUCAAACCGCAGUAGGAUUGGACAUUGACUGUUUGGAAGGACGUGUUUAUUGGAGUGACAUUAGUUUGCAUGCUAUUAGGACGUCUUUGUAUAAUGGCAGCGAUAAUAGUGACUUUAUGACUUUGAAUGUUAACGCUCCGGAAGGAUUAGCUGUUGAUUGGGUUUCAAGAAAUAUUUACUGGACCGAUUCCAUUUCGGAUACUGUGGAAGUUGCUAAUUUGGAUUCCAAGAGGAGACGAACGCUGAUUAGUAAUAAUUUGGUUAAUCCUAGAGGAAUUGCUGUCCAUCCACAAAGAGGAAAAAUCUUCUGGUCCGAUUGGGACAGAACCCAUCCCAAAAUCGAAUGGGCAAACGCUGAUGGUACUGACAGAAGAGUAUUUUUAGAAGGUCCAGCAGUAUCCUUGCCAAAUUCUUUAGCAAUCGAUUAUGACACUGAAGAACUUUGCUAUUCAGACGCAGGAACCAAAAAGAUAGAGUGCGUUCAAAUUGAUACGAGACGCGUGCAAACCAUUGCAGUUAAUUGCACUUAUCCAUUUGGUAUCGCAAUUACCGAUAAAAUGGUUUAUUGGUCCGAUUGGAUAUCUAAAAAAAUCGAGCGAGUAGAUAAGCACAGCUUAAACCGUUUGCCGCCCUUGAAUGUACCAGCUGGUGGUUCUGGUAACAAGCUAUUCGGCUUGGCAGCAGUACCGAAUAGUUGUCCAGCUUUGGCUAACAUUUGUCAGUACACCAGGUGUCCUGAAGAGCAUAUUUGUCUUCCCGAUGGUAAAGGCAGCAAAAGUUGUCUUUGUGCCAGAAAAUCAGAUGUCAAUGAGGAACCUUCGUGUGUUAUGUGAAAGCCGUAAUUUAAAUUUGAUCCAUUUUAUUUCAAUUUAGUUAUUAAUUUAUAAAGUAACUAACUGAACAUUUGUAUUAUUUUUCUUAAAGGAAUAAAAAGCGUGAGCUGUAGAAAAUAAAUACUUUUUUUUAAAUUUAUUCUUUUAUUUGUCAAUUUUAUUUAAAACUAGAUAACAUUAUUAUAAUACUUUUGAUGGCGUCUGUGAAAUUUUUUCACUAUAGCUACUUUUGAAUUUGGAAAAUGUAUCACAAUUUUAAUUUAAUAGAAAUGAUUACAGCAUAAAUCUAUAAAAAUAUGGUUAUUUUUUAUCACUAUCUACAAUUAAAUUUUUGCAGACAUAUCAUGCAAGAUGGUUUAUAUCUUUAUGUUUUAGAAGUAGAACAAGCUUAGAAAAAAUAAGAAUGAUAUAGGCACAUGCAAACAAAGAACUGAAAUAAAAACAAUAUAAAAAUAAACAGAAAACAUAAAUAAUGAAAAACAGUAAAACUAAAAUAUUGAAAAAGGAAUAAAUGAAUAUGAUUAUAGAAAAGAACUAAGAAAAGCUGAAAAAAUAUAAAUAAAGAAAAAUAAACAUAGGAAGUGAGAAAUGCAAAAUGAAAAAAUUGCUUGAAGAAAAGAAAAAAAUUACGACAUAAAAUGUAUAAACCAUUUGCCAAUCUCAGUCCCAAAACAUCCUUAAGUAUAAAUGAAAAUUACAAACGACUCAUAAAAUGACACAAAAAUAACAAUAAACACUAUACAUUUUCAUAACAACUAAUUUUUUUCGUCCACAGGUCUAAUGUAUACAGGAGACCGUUUCUGAAUCGAAUUCGUUUCAAUUUCGGGCGCUUUCGUGGUUUUCUCGAAACGCUUCGAAACAAAAUCUCUCAUUUUUUUUAUGGCCGGCCUGGAUCCCUGGAUCAGGUUGUUCAUGGCUGUCAGAGUUUUGAUUGGGAU